AUGGGAACCACGGUCGACUACCAUCAUCGCAACAAGCUGCGCGAAGACAACGCGGACAUUCAAUGGCGCAUCAAAAUGGCGCGCCGAUGGAUUUUUGAACAAGGAGUUUCACUAACGAGUGUUUGGCUCAAACGCACUCUAGGGCCAUUGUCUCUCACCCCCACCCGUAACGCGUUUUCGAUCCGCUUGGCGGAACAUGGCUUCAAUUUGUAUUCUAUGUACACCCCUGACCUCAUGCAUGAGUUUGAGCUUGGGGUCUGGAAGUCGACGCUCAUCCAUCUUGUGCGCCUGCUGCACGCGUUUGGAGGAGAUCGGGUGCAGAUGUUUAAUCAACGCUAUCGGCAUAUCCCGACAUUUGGGCACGACACGAUCAGGCGCUUCGUCAACAACAUGGCCGGCUUAAAGAAGAUGGCUGCGCGCAAUUAUGAAGAUUCCUUGCAGUGUGCGUCUCCUGUCUUUGACGGGCUGCCUCCGAACGACCAAGACAACAAGAUCAUCCUUGACCCUCUGUUUGAUUACGGAUGCUGGCACUCCCUUGCCAAGCUUCGCCUCCACACGGACGACACACAAUCGCUCCUCAACACCAUCACAGUGCACACGAGUGCCUCUGUCCACAACUUUGCCCGCACAACAUGUGCCCGGUAUGAAACCUACGAGCUCCCCAGAGAGAGCGCAGCGCGUGGACGUCGCACUGCGGCUCUCGCCAGCCGGGGCAAAGGUAAGGGGACUGCUGGCGGUCGCAAGCUCAAGAGCUUCAGCACCACGACAUACAAGUAUCAUGCCCUGUGGGAUUACUCUUCAACAAUACCCAUGUUCGGGCCCAGCGACAUCUACUCCACACUUUAUGGAGAACUCGAGCACAAGGUCGUGAAGAGGUUCUAUGCACGAACCAACAAGAACAAUCACGCUGGUCAGAUCGCCCGGCAUGUACACCUCCGCAGCAAGAUGCAGCGUCUCACCGACCGUGUUGGCAUUGCGCAGCAACCCCUCAAGUCACGCAGGGACAAGGCGGGCAGAUCUCACUCAAGGGAUAACGCAGGGGCACCAACCAACCGUUAUGUGAUUGCGGAGUCCCAGCGGGAGUACGACGACAUCCUGGUGUUUGCGUGUCAACGGCGAAACGACCCGGCCUAUCAGUCUUUCGUUCCACAGCUUAGGGAACACAUCCUCUCCCGGAUGCACGCCAAUGAGGCCAAUGGUGGCCAUGUUGAGCGUUCUCCCGAGCGGCGCAAUUGCAUCCAUUUCAUGGCCGAUCGUAUCUAUCACCAUUGGCGAGUCCGUAUCAACUACACAACGUAUGACAUGCAACGCUCUCAAGACGUCAUCAAUUCCUGCUCCCACCCUGAUAUCAUGGUUCUCCAUCACGACGAUGAACACUGCCACCCUCGUGUCGGCUUCGUCCCCUUCGACUCUGGUGGUUCUUUUGGUUUCCUCGACCCGGCACUUGUUAUUCGUGGCUCGCACAUCUGUCCGCUGUUCCGCUAUGGCUUUACUGACACCCUGCUGGCAAAAUCUUCAACACGUGAUGGUCAAAAUUACUACGAGGAUGCCGAUCACUAUGACGAGGAUUAUACAUAUUAUCUGGUCAACAUGUUUGUGGACCGCGACAUGUUCAUGCGAUAUCUAGGAGGGACACAUGGGAGUUGGCACGAAGGCCUUUGUGGCAAUUGA
This is a messenger RNA of Dichomitus squalens LYAD-421 SS1, 1671 nucleotides long. RefSeq lists its product as uncharacterized. The transcript is spliced from 9 exons. The record is from RefSeq and is a predicted model, not a curated record. The coding region runs from base 1 to 1671 and encodes 556 amino acids. NCBI's taxonomy places the organism in Eukaryota, Fungi, Basidiomycota, Agaricomycetes, Polyporales, Polyporaceae.